AUGACUGUCAAUCCGGAUGAUGAAAAUUCGAAAGAUGCAUCUGGUCGUGUACUUAUUGGCAAAUCAAAGAAGGUUUCAGUUGAAAAAGAUUUUCGCAAGCAAUUCGCUUCCACCUUUACGGCGAAGUUCUCACCCAAUGGGGACAGUCCCAGCCUAGGUAGAGUGAAUCCAAACCUCGACGAUCGAACAAAGAUGCCGGCAAACACCCGAAGGGCUGGUUUCCUUAUGGAAAUGAAACUACCGGAGGGUCUGGAUCAAAACUUUGAGGUGGGGGAUACAAAGAUUCAAUAUCUUCUGCGCGUGAGUAUCCCUCUUUAUUCUACCUACGGUAUAUUCCAGUCGGUUUCCUAUUUGAACUGCAUUCAGAAUUGCUGCUGCGGCUUAUCCCACAUUAAUUUCAGGCCAACUCCCGAAUGGAAAGAGGACUCUGAUGCCACUUAG
This is a messenger RNA of Dibothriocephalus latus, 441 nucleotides long. Lineage: Eukaryota; Metazoa; Platyhelminthes; Cestoda; Diphyllobothriidea; Diphyllobothriidae. The record is from the annotation of a GenBank genome assembly.